UCAUCUAGUAGACGCUAGGGGAAGUAUUAGGGGAAGCAAAACUCUGCCGCGUGGUCAUCAUCUUCUAGACAUCACUAGGGGAAGUAGGGGAAGCACUAGACAGCCACUAACUCAGGUUCUACAGACUGCCAAUAAUGUGCGUCUCCUUUGCGAUGAGGCUGAAUCCUUUGCGAUGAGCUCGUCUUCUGAAUUGGAGAAUUUAGGGCCCUCAAAAAGUGAGCUUGUACUUGUAGACCACGUGGAAUUUUUGGAGAAUUUAGGGCCCUCAAAAAGCGAGCUUGUACUUGUAGACCACGUGGAAUUUUUGGAGAAUUUAGGGCCCUCAAAAAGUGAGCUUGUACUUGUAGUUCCACCUCUGAGGAGGAAUGAAAAAGGAGAAGGAGACCUUGCCUUUACCUCUGCUGCAUUGAUGACUGCUUUGACUUCAAAGAGAACGACGAAGAUUUUCUGUGCAGACGAAGAGGGAGAGACGACUCCUGUUUCUGUUAGUUUACAACAGCUUCAACUCCAAGAUCGCGAGAUCGAAUGUAGUGAAACUAUCUUCGACGACCUGAAGGGACUUCGUGAAGAUGAGAAAAAAGGCGAUACACUAUUUGAUCCUGCAAGUGAAGAAGACGGUGAAGACGAAGUUGAGCCGCUGCACGAUCAGGAAACGGAAGUGCGAGAAACAGAAACGAGAGAGAUGAAUGCUCAGCAGGUGGGCGACGGCCUCAUGGCUAUGCAGGACAACACGGAGAAGCAACUUGCAGGACAAAACGGAGAAAGAGUAGAUGAUCGACGAGUAGUGAUAGGGAACGUCACUCCUAUUUCUGAUGAUGUCCACAAAGUAGAGCAAGCUGGAGAGGAGCACCUCCAGGAGCAGAAGGAAGAGGAUAAGGUGGACCCACUCACGGAGGGAGCUCCUGCAGUUCUUGAGUACAACAUAGCAGAGCAGCAGAUGAUGAUGAACGAAACUGAUUCAGAAGGAGCAUUAGCAUCUUUAUUAGAAGGUGCCUGUGGUAGCAUGACACAAGAAGUACAAGCGGAUCAUGUUGCAGAGGAACGAAUCGCACUUCUACUCAAGGAGCAAUUAGCGGGUAGUUCUGCUGGAGAUGGAGAAACAAGAAAAACUUGUGAAGAAGAGUUGUCAACUAUAAGAACAGCAUCUACAUCACCAACUGGUCGUACUGGUGGUCUUCUAUCGACCAUCAUCUCCAUCAUUCUCCUCUUUCUCAAAAGAUUCGUUCUUUUCUGUUUCCUCUGUUCGCUUUUCCUGAACCUGUUGCGACAUGGUCGCUUGUAUGCAUUGUCCUUGAUGUGGCGUUGUCUUAGCAUCGACCAUGUGACGAUCACCAAGAAUGUUUUCCAAGAAGUUUUCUUGUCGUUUGUUUUAGAAGAUGGUAGUGACGGGGCUGGGGGUGAAGCAAUUAUGUUGUGAUUCCUGUCAGCAUUCGUAGACGGCGGCCAUCAGGUCUCUACGGUGAUCAAGAAUGAUCAUGACAAAGACACAGGAGACAUGACUGAGUCUCCAGAGGGGAGUCUCGAAUGUGAAGCACUUAUGUUGUGACUCCUGUCUGGAGCAAUUAUGUUGUGAGUGCGGUGAAUUUGAGUCCUGUAGUCUUCACGACCCUAAGCUGUCUCCAGUGUUAUGAGCAUAGAGACUUUGAUUUUUGGAUGAACUGGAUCUUGCCUACAACUGCCCGAAUAGCCCAAGUAGUACACUGGUUGAAGAUGAAGUGAUUACCCAUCAUAUCGUCCACUGACUCUCUCUGCCUCUCCCACGACUUCAUGAAAAAGUAUGAAUAGACUCACAAAGACAAUCUUCAUGCAGGGCUUUUCUUCGCAGGCCAGCACUGCUGAUUACUCUGACGGACAUCCGAUAUUCAUCUGCUUCUUGG
Messenger RNA from Amoebophrya sp. A25, 1877 nucleotides. Lineage: Eukaryota; Dinophyceae; Syndiniales; Amoebophryaceae. The record is from the annotation of a GenBank genome assembly.